Molecule: messenger RNA, 680 nt
Organism: Pseudonaja textilis
Lineage: Eukaryota; Metazoa; Chordata; Lepidosauria; Squamata; Elapidae
Source: RefSeq, a predicted model, not a curated record
AUGGGCUACCACAAUUUCCCCUUGCGACUAAAGGAUCACCCUAGUCUUUGUAAUCAGUUCAAAAUGAAAAGGAUGUUCUGUGCAAGUGGAUCUAAUGGGCUGAGCUCCGUUUACUUAUCUGUGUUUCUUUUAUUCUCUUCUAGUUCUUGCAAGUAUUCACAUGAUAUUUUCUCAGAAACAAACAGGAAAAUUUUGAAAAACCAUGAACUCUCUGGCCUUAAUGAAGAGGAAUUGUGCGUUUUACUUUUACAGAACGACCCUUUUCUUUUACCUGAUGUGUGCGGUGCCUAUAACAAAGGGGGAGGGACUUGCACUCUGAAUGAUAGUUGCUCCCGGCUUCACAUUUGCCGCUACUUUCUCAAAGGAGAAUGCCGUUUCCCACGUUGCAAAAGGUCUCACAAUCUUCUGGAUCCCCUUGCUACGAGUCUGCUGAUCUCCGAAGGCCUGGAUCAAGACACCAUUUGGAACAUCCAAGCCAUUUGUGACGCCAGGAUUGCUGCCUUCAUAAGGGACCUUCGUGAGCCCUUUUACACACUUCCAAGCUUCUUGGGGCCACUUCCUAUUUCAGAACAUCUCUUUUUCUCAUUCCCUUGUUGAAACUCCCUCCCUCCCUCGAUAAUUUUGGUGAAAGAUUUUGAAAGGAAGUUUAGUUUAUUGUCAUUGCAUCUCAUACAACGAAA